Messenger RNA from Chelmon rostratus (copperband butterflyfish), 2856 nucleotides. RefSeq names its product lysophosphatidylcholine acyltransferase 1. The transcript has 14 exons. Lineage: Eukaryota; Metazoa; Chordata; Actinopteri; Chaetodontiformes; Chaetodontidae. Gene Ontology annotation, molecular function: calcium ion binding. The record is from RefSeq and is a predicted model, not a curated record. Bases 269 to 1903 code for a protein of 544 amino acids.
AGGCGUCCUGCGCACUGUAGCCAGAAAGAUAUCGGUGACUUCAAAUAUCCCCAGCUAAUCCUUGAGCUAGCCAUUAUCCCUCCAUGCUGUCCGGGAAAGAAAGAUAACAGUAAUAACCCUGCACUGCCACCUCAAUUAGCUACCGUGCAAGACAGAUAAGGGGAACUGCGUUUUGCGUAAAGAGUCUACCUUUGAGGCAGAAUCAGUUUUUUGGUUUUGGAUAUUAGGAAUCCAGCUGUAACCUCGACUAACGUUACUUCUUGUGAGGAUGAGGUUGCCGAGUAACAGACAAUGUGCGAUGGAAGCAGAUGGAAAGAAGAUGGACCAAGCUCCUCCGUUCAGAAACCCUUUUGUGCACGUCCUGAAAUUCACCCCUCUGGAAAAGGCAAAGAUUGCAUUAAUGACAGUCACACUGUUCCCCAUCCGUCUACUCAUAGCUGCAUUCAUGAUGCUUCUGGCUUGGCCUUUUGCCUUCCUGGCCUCAGUAGGGCGCUCGGAGACUACCGUUGAACCCCAGUGCCUCUGGCGGAGACUGGUGGACAUAAUUCUGAAGAUCAUCAUGCGGGUCAUGUGGUUUGCGGGAGGUUUCCAUUGGAUGACUGUGAAAGGGCGAAGGGCACUUCCAGCAGAAGCACCCAUCCUCACCCUGGCACCCCACUCUUCAUACUUUGAUGCCAUCCCUGUCACGAUGACAAUGGCCUCAAUUGUCAUGAAGGCUGAGAGCAAGGACAUACCUCUUUGGGGCACUUUGAUAAAGUACAUCAGGCCAGUGUUUGUAUCACGGUCAGACCAGGACUCCAGAAAGAAGACUGUGGAGGAGAUCAAACGCAGAGCCCACUCUGGAGGGGAGUGGCCUCAGAUCAUGAUUUUUCCAGAGGGAACAUGCACCAAUAGAUCCUGCCUAAUCACCUUUAAGCCAGGGGCCUUCAUCCCAGCUGUACCAGUGCAACCUGUAGUGAUUCGUUACCCGAAUAAACUGGACACAAUCACAUGGACGUGGCAAGGGCCAGGAGCGUUUGAAAUCCUGUGGCUGACACUCUGCCAGUUGCACAACGAGUUCGUGAUCGAGUUCCUUCCUGUCUACACGCCCUCAGAGGAGGAGAAAAGGAAUCCUGCUCUCUUUGCUAUCAACGUGAGGCGUGUCAUGGCUAAGGCCCUGGGGGUACCCAUCACGGACUAUUCAUUUGAAGACUGCCAGCUGGCCAUGGCAGAAGGCCAACUGAGACUGCCAGUCGACACCUGUCUGCUGGAGUAUGCCAAGCUCGUCAGGAGACUGGGGCUGAAACCCAAGAACACUGAGAAGGUUCUGCAGGAGUAUGGGAACAGAGCCAGGAAGCUGGAGGGACAGAAGCUGGCCUUGGACGACUUUGCUCAGUUCCUCGAUGUGCCAGUUUCAGACAUGCUGCGAGACAUGUUCGCUCUUUUUGAUGAGCAUGAAGAUAACUGCAUGGAUAUCAGAGAAUAUGUGAUAGCCUUAUCUGUCGUAUGCAGACCUGCCAAAACUCUGGAAACGAUGAAAUUGGCCUUCAAGAUGUUCGAGGCAGAGGAGGACGGUGCCAUCACAGAGAUGGAGCUGGCAGUUAUCCUGAAGACGGCUUUAGGAGUGACUCACCUCAGCGUGUCACGUCUGUUUACUGCCAUCGACACUGAAGACACAGGGAAGAUCACAUUUGACAAGUUCAGAAGCUUUGUGGAGCAGCACCCAGACUUUGCCGAGGACUACCUGUACGCAGAAAACGCAGGCUUCCACAGCGGUCCCUGCCCCCGUCACCAAACAAAGCCCAGCCUGUCCUCCCCAAACCUGCAAGGCACUGCCACCUCCAAAACAGCCAACGGUAUCUGCCCCGACUUCAGCCCCAAAGACCACGGCACAAUAGAUGGACUCCUCAAGAAACACAACUAAAAGGGUUUUUAAACAGGAGUGGGAGAAAAGUGACACCUCUCCUGGUGAGAGGGUGUUGUGUUGUGGGGCGAAGGGUAGUUAGUUACUUGUCUGGACAGUAAAGGGACUAUAUUUCAGUAACCACAACUACAACAAUGAAGAAGUUUACCCUUUUUUAUUAGUAUUGUGUCCAUGAAAGUUCUGAGGUUAUUUUCAGACAGUUUAUUUUGUUAUAAAUUCUUUUUUUUUUUUUUUUUUUUUUUUUUUUCAUAGCAAGGCUCGUCAAAAUGCCAAACAAUGGCUGUGUCAGAUACAAUGCUUGAAUACUUGAAGGGCAAGCACUUAAAAGAAUUCUUGGGGCAAAUGUUUAUUAAUUUUUUUUUUUUAUCUUUUCCCUCCAACAUAGUACUAACUGUGCAUGUUUUUAACACGAGGGAAGCAAGAAGAAACACAAUCCCUGGACAGUGAAGUCUCAUUUCUAGUGAAAUCAGUGUUCGAUUGUCUUUUUAUUUCUAACCUGUAUCUGUUUCCUCUCUUUAAUGGUAGCUGCCUUUUUAACUGAAAGUGCAGAAUGCAUGGGCUCAUGUUAUUUUGAGCAGUGUUGUGGAUUAUACAUCUAAAGAAGGAAGACCUGAGGGUACCAGUGACGAUUGUGUGACUGCUUGUGUUGAGCGACAGUAGCCACAUUUGAGGUAAACUCAGGUCUCUGUGGGCUGACGGUCAUAAUUGCUAUGAGCCUGUUUAUCUCUCUCUCUCUCUCUCUCUCUUGCACACACACACACACACACACAGUGAUACAUUUGAUUUAGCUCAGGGUUCAGUGACAAAAAUGAAAAAUUUUACUUGUAUGAUGUCAUCAUUUUUGACGCUCACUGGGUUAUGUGCAUGUCUUUGUUUUCUUGGGACAUCAGUACUCUUCUGCCCAGUCAUUCCUCAUUCACAACUUCACCCUUCUUUCAGGUCGGCAAAUUCAA